This is a messenger RNA of Necator americanus (New World hookworm), 363 nucleotides long. RefSeq lists its product as uncharacterized. Bases 1 to 363 code for a protein of 120 amino acids. NCBI's taxonomy places the organism in Eukaryota, Metazoa, Nematoda, Chromadorea, Rhabditida, Ancylostomatidae. The record is from RefSeq and is a predicted model, not a curated record. The transcript has 4 exons.
AUGUCAGAUCCAGGAGCAAGCAGCCACUUCCACUGGACGAACGCUCAGUGUUUGCACAAACCAUGCAGACAACUCGAUAUCAAGAUUGAUUUUGUGAUUUUAAUUGUCAUCUCUUCAUCAUUUCCAAGGAUGGUUCAGAUCUCACUAGCAGGGAACAACAUGGUUUCUUGUCCGGCGCCUCACCAAAUAUGCACUAACCUGAUUGAUACCAUCCAUGACUGGAGCACAGCUCUCUGCAAAGGGAAUUCUGUUAAAGUGAUAUCAACUUAUCGAAGACUCGAUAGUUUGUCACAAUUUGCUGUUAACGAAGUUAGAAACUACUGGAAUCGGAGGAUAUGCAUAUUCCAACAAAUUCCGCUGUAA